Messenger RNA from Pyrus x bretschneideri (Chinese white pear), 894 nucleotides. Its product is annotated as vegetative cell wall protein gp1-like. Bases 1 to 894 code for a protein of 297 amino acids. The record is from RefSeq and is a predicted model, not a curated record. The transcript is spliced from 2 exons. Lineage: Eukaryota; Viridiplantae; Streptophyta; Magnoliopsida; Rosales; Rosaceae.
AUGGUGGAAGUGGCCGAAAACCACUCCAGAGAUGGGGACCAGGCGUUCUCAGCGUCAACACUCUUGCCCACCGCCCCCACCACCGCCACCCUCGCCCCCACCUCCACCCCCGCCUCCCCCACCCCCACCCCCACCCCCACCCCCACCUUUACCCCCGCCGCCACCACCCCCACCUCCGCCCCCGCCUCCCCCACCCCCACCCCCGCCCCCACCUCCGCCCCCGCCACCACCACCCCCGCCUCCGCCCCCGCCUCCCCCACCCCCGCCCCCGCCACCCCCACCCCCACCUCCACCCCCCCGCCUGCACCAGAAGCUAAGCCGACUCCCUCUAACCCUCCACCCGCACCUAACCACCGUCCUGCACCAAAAGUCAAGCCGACUCCAUCUAACCCUCCGCCCGCACCUAACCACCGCCCUGCACCAAAAGUCAAGCCGACUCCCUCUAACCCCUCGUCUGAACCAGAAGCGAAACCGACUCCCCCUAACCCUGCAGUCGAACCAAAAGCCAGGCCAACUCCCCCUAACCCUGCAACUGAACCAAAAGCGAAGUCGACUCCCUCUAACCCCGUCACCAAACAAGAAGCAAAGUCGACUCCCCUUAACCCUGCGGUCGCACCAGAAGCAAAGUCGACUCCCUCUACCAUCACAGUUGCAACAAAAGCAAAGCUAACUCCCCCUAACCCUGCGGCUUCACCAGAAGUAAAGCCAAUUCCCCUUAACCCCGCGACCGCACCAGAAGCAAAGCCAACUCCCUCUAACCUUGCAGUCACAAAAGCACAGCAGGUGAAGCAGCUCCCACAUAACUAUAAAGCCUUUGUAAAAGAUUCUGACUCACCUAUCAACAAGCCCUCCCCUAGAGAACUCCUUAAGGAGCUCCAAAAAGGAAUUUUCUAA